AUGUUCCGGACCUUCUCUCUUGGCUCGCAGAAUGAGUUUGCUAGGUUCAUAUAUCAGUCGGACGAUCCAGCGGGAUCACCUCAGGUGGCGGCUCCACUGCAUCUAGCAUGCAACUGUUGCCGGUCCAAGAAGCUCCGAUGUACAGGAGAGAAACCUCAGUGCCACCGAUGUCGAACCAAAGGCGUGGAUUGUGUAUAUGCUUUGCCACGAGAACGGAGGAGGAAGACGAAAGAUGAAUCAAGAUAUCAUCGCCGCAAACCGCACCUUCGCCAUGUAUCAACCCCUUCUUUGCCAUCCGCUCUCUCUCAAAGGAAGGAUUCGGCUCAAUCGAAACCUGGGUCUUCGGGGUCAGAGUCUAAGAUCCAAUUCCCAAUUUCUAACGAUGUUCCGAACACACCUUCUGGAAAUUACUCCGAUUCAUCGUCCAUCUACGAAGAGCCACUCUUCACCGAUCUCGACGGACCGUCCGACUUCAGUUUCCCAUCGGGGACGUUCCAGAAUUUCACAUCAAUCCCUCAGACAACAAGUCUCCCAGGUUCCUAUGUUGGGGAUAUGUUUUUCGACCCCUUUACGCUAGGACGAUAUCCACUGUCCAAUCCGGCGGUGAACGAUGGCACCGUUACACCCUCAAUACCCAAUCACCAGGGUACGAUGCCAGAGACGCCUUCAUCUGUGUCAUUUGGUUUGGACUCAUCUACUCCAACUCCCACCGCAAAACCUCUGAGUGGAGGUGACUUAUCCAUGGACACUCCAGCUUCAAACACACCCUACGGAAUGUCUUCUCUCUCAGACAUCACGCCAGCACAUUUAGUCUCUUCCGAAGUUAUUGACGUGGCGCUGGCUCCACCGCAACAUCAACCCGACUGCGCCUGUAUCAAAGACGCAGACCAGCUCUUGAGGGAAGUUCGAAAUCACGACCCACAGUCCUCAACGCAGCCUGCAGAUACAACUCUUACGCUUCUACGGGAGGCAAUGAACUACUCGGACCGAGUCCUUAGUUGUCCGACUUGCAGCCAGACAUCCGCCUCUAUUAUGAUGAUGGUACAAGUAUCUGGAAACCUCGUCCGCUUCUACGAAGGCCUCUCGAUCAAACUAGCGAAAAUGGAACUCGGCAUCUCCGAAGGCCAUGAGAUUGCACCCGCUGUCGGCGGCGCCAGCGCCAGUGAUUCCACCAGUAGCAUUCCUUUGAGACUUGGAGCAUACGAGCUAGAGAGUCAACAGGAGUGCUUCAGCAUCGUACGGUGCCUUGUUUCCAGUCAGAUGGAGAAGAUGACGGAGACACUGUCACGAAUGGCGUCGCUCGCUCAGUCACAGGGCUGGGCGGAUCCCAGCAACGGAUUGAUGACACUCAAGGAACGGUUGGACCUAGUUGCACGGCAUUUCUGGCGUGCUCCGACUUCCUUUGUGCCAGGGAAUAUGAAUAUCAACCCAGGAUAA
Molecule: messenger RNA, 1437 nt
Organism: Eremomyces bilateralis CBS 781.70
Lineage: Eukaryota; Fungi; Ascomycota; Dothideomycetes; Eremomycetales; Eremomycetaceae
Exons: 3
Coding region: 1-1437 (478 amino acids)
Biological process (GO): positive regulation of transcription from RNA polymerase II promoter by galactose
Cellular component (GO): nucleus
Molecular function (GO): RNA polymerase II cis-regulatory region sequence-specific DNA binding; zinc ion binding; DNA-binding transcription factor activity, RNA polymerase II-specific
Source: RefSeq, a predicted model, not a curated record